CGGUUUUAAAUCCACCAUGCUUUUACCGUCAGCCCCAUUCUCUUCCGUUAUAACCACAGCAUAGGCUUUACAUAUCCCUCAUACGCUUUAAAUUGUACUGGUUCGCGAAAUAUAAAGCGAAACUCGAUUAUUUCUCAUCAAGAUAACGGUGUAAACCUAGCGGUACUUAACGGCGCGCGACUCGGAUGCGUGCUGCUCGCGCGCGCCCUCUCUCUGCUCGUGACGUCAGCGAGAUUGUGUGAGAGCCUCGAGCCCUGCGCGCUCUCUCUUCAUACUGACCCUCCAUUGUGAGCACGCUAGCGAUGCCAGCGCUCGCAGUCGCCGCCGCCGCCCAGUAGAGACCCCGAGGACCGAGCACCACGACCCCGCUACAAACACCGAGAGAGCGCGAAAGACACGGAGACAUUCUUAUGCCCCAACCCAACGUUGGCUAUUGCGGGAUUUAAUGCUUUAGCUAGUCGCCGACAGGGAGAGAGAGUGCGUGUGUGAGAGAGAGAGGGACAGGGACAGCCUUAGAGAGGGAUAAGGAAGAAAUAUCGGGGAAAAGGAUUGCUCGCUGUUUCUCACCCUAACCAUUUUGGAGAUAAAGAAGAGCCGAGGUUCAUUUAGCCAUGGGAUGUACACUGAGCGCAGAGGAGAGAGCGGCUCUGGACAGGAGCAAAGCCAUCGAGAAAAACCUCAAAGAGGAUGGAAUCACUGCUGCUAAAGAUGUGAAAUUGCUUCUGCUAGGGGCUGGGGAAUCUGGAAAAAGUACCAUCGUGAAACAGAUGAAGAUUAUCCAUGAGGAUGGUUUCUCUGGUGAUGAUGUGAAGCAGUACAAGCCCGUGGUCUACAGCAACACCAUUCAGUCUCUGGCUGCUAUCGUGCGUGCCAUGGACACACUGGGGCUGGAGUACGGAGACAAGGAGCGUAAAGCUGACGCCAAGAUGGUUUGUGAUGUUGUGAGUCGUAUGGAGGAUACUGAGCCCUACUCCCCAGAGCUGCUGUCCGCCAUGAUGCGCCUGUGGUCUGACUCAGGCAUUCAGGAGUGCUUCAGCCGUGCCCGCGAGUACCAGCUCAACGACUCCGCCCAAUAUUACUUAGACAGUUUAGAUCGCAUUGGUGCUCCAGAUUACCAGCCUACAGAGCAGGACAUUCUGCGAACUCGAGUGAAGACCACCGGGAUUGUAGAAACCCACUUCACCUUCAAGAACCUGCACUUCAGGCUGUUUGAUGUGGGAGGUCAGAGAUCAGAGAGGAAGAAGUGGAUCCACUGCUUUGAGGACGUGACCGCCAUUAUCUUCUGCGUGGCUUUGAGUGGAUACGAUCAGGUGCUCCAUGAAGACGAGACCACGAAUCGCAUGUUUGAGUCUUUGAAGCUGUUUGACAGCAUCUGCAACAACAAAUGGUUCACAAACACCUCCAUCAUUCUCUUUCUCAACAAGAAGGACAUAUUUGAGAAGAAAAUCUUAAAAUCUCCCCUAAGUAUCUGCUUUCCAGAGUACUCAGGUUCAGACAUUUUCGAGGAAGCGGUGGAAUACAUUCAGUCCCAGUUUGAGAGUAAAAACAAGUCAGUUGACAAGGAGAUCUACACGCACAUCACCUGUGCUACAGACACAGACAACAUUCAGUUUGUCUUUGAUGCUGUUACUGAUGUCAUCAUUGCAUGCAACCUGCGCUUUUGUGGACUUUACUAAUUCGCAGGAUAGGUGACUUCAGUGUCCUUGUGUUAACAAGUGUAUUGGUUUUCUUCACAUAUGUCAAGCCUUUAAAGGCUUUUUAAAGGUGAGAAAAGUUUAGAUAGUUCUCACAUAGCUGUUAUUUCAUUUAUAAGGGGGUGGAUGCUAAAUUUAAACCAAAGGUCUUUGCAUUUGAUUUUGGUACAUUGUUACAAAUGCAGGAAUGUGCUUUUAAUGUCCUCCUUGUGAUAUGUUUGGGUAAGGUCAAGAUAAAUUGUAUUUUGAGGAAUUUUAGGUGCCAAACUUUCACUAAUGCCUACUUUUUUCCUGUUGUAACUGAGAUUUGUAAAAUGUCAGACCUGACUUUUUAUUCCUAAUACACAUUGUGUAGAUAAAUUAUUUCAUUUUAUAUGUAUUGCAUUCUAAUGCAGUGUGUAGGUGGAUCUAUAAAUGUUCUGUACACUUACUGUAUAUAUGAGAUAUAUAUGAUUAUACAUGAAUGCAUUGUGGGAUAUAAAUUUUAAGAAUAUUCACUAGCUGGCUCAUAUUACAUGUGUUCAGGGUUGACAGCAAUCCUGAAGUGUUGAUGAAACACUAGGCUUGACAUUUACUUGGCAUUUAGAGGAGUGUAAAUGUCCAGUGCCCUGAGCCAAACCACAAAAAUGUUUGCCUCUUAGCAUCCCAAAAAGCAAGAAGACUUGAUACUUUUCAAAAUUGGAUUUGGGACAUAUUAACCCAUGCACACAGGAGAUACCAAAAACAAAAUCUUUCAUUUUUAAAAUUUCAGUCAAGGAGGGUAUCCUUGUGCACUGCAGUAUAUGUACUGUACAUUGCAUUGUAUGGUCCAAGUUGUGUUGUUUAUCAAUUGAUUUUAGGCAAUAAUUUAAAUCAGUUUUGGCGGCAAAAUAUAAUUUACAUCCUAAUAAAGGCCUUAUGUCUUUCUAUGAUUAAAAGAGACAUAUAGCAAGAACUGGACUGUACUAGAUAUCACUAGGGCUAAAGUGAUGAAAUCACUGAGCUGUUUAACACCACCUCAUCUGCUGUUUGUUUUAGCUAUAGUUCAGUCUGUUUUUAUAUACAGUAGCUUGCUGAUAGUGUCAACAGCUGUAGUCAAAAACACUUUGUUAGUCAUAUAGAGAAGCAAGACAGCAAAAGUAACAAGGUUGAUGAAUCAGUAGAGACCUACUUUAAAACAAAGCAGACCUUUUUUAUGCAUCUUACAGUAUGUCCUUGCUUUGAAUACGUCCUUUUUGUAUAAAAUUACAGAUACGGUCAUUCACAAUGAUAUUUGAGCUGUGGAUGAAAAUGCUUUAAAAGCAUUGUAGAAAACUGUCAUACACCGUAAAAAGCAAAAAGUUGGUUCAACUUAAAGAGGGACAUUUUUAGAUGUUAAAUACAUCUUUGGUGUCCCCAGUGUACAUAUGUGAAGUUUUAGCUCAUAAUACCAUAUAGAUCAUUUAUUAUAGCAUGUUAAAAUUGCCACUUUGUAGGUAUGAGCAAAAAUGCUGUUUUGGUUGUGUCCUUUUAAAUGCAAAUGAACUGAUCUCUGCACUAAAUGGCAGUGCCGUGGUUGGAUAGUGCAGAUUAAGGGGCGGUAUUAUCCCCUUCUGACGUCACAAGUGGAGCCAAAUUUCAAUUAUCUAUUUUUUCACAUGCUUGCAGAGAAUGGUUUACCAAAAUUAAGUUACUGGGUUAAUCUUUUGCACAUUUGCUAGGUUGAUAGAAACACUGGGGACCCAAUUAUAGCACUUAAACAUGGAAAAAGUCAGAUUUUCAUGAUAUCUGCCCUUUAAGUAAUUACUUCAAUUGGUAACACCUAAAAAAAUUAAGUUAAAAAUUAUUGAGAGUGAAAUUUAAAGGCGGGGUGCACGAUUUUUGAGAAACGCUUUGAAAAGGGAUUCGGGACGAGUACCAAAACACACUUGUAGCCAAUCAGCAGUAAGGGGCAUGUCUACUAACCGACAUUGUUGUGUAUGUGUGGGGCGGGUCUAUCAAAAGAAGGUCCAGAUUCUCUUUCAGAGAUCGUGCACCCCACCUUUAACUUGAAAAAAAAUAUUUUAGGUGUUACGAAUUUAGUUUAUUUUUUUAAUUGAUCCAACGUUACAGUAUGUUGUCUUUUGCUAGCAACUGUAAAUUUGUGAUAAUUAUGAAUAAAUGUAAGAAUUUGCUUCAGGGUGCCAAAAGACAAGGAUUAAUUUUCUUGAAAGCCAAAACUGUAUAAUUAAUGGUACAUAUUAGAAUGGUUUCCUAUUAAAACAUAGUGAUCUGUGCCAGUAAUGAGUUGUUAUUUGUACUAUUGAGGCCAGUUCAGUACUGAGUGCCAAUAAGAUGACUUAUUGGCGAUUUCCGUUUUUGAAGUAAUGUAAAUGCUUUCACUGUAGAGAGCAAGUGUCGAAUAAGGCGGCUUGCAUUCCAGAGGCCAUCAGGUACGGCAAUAGCAUUUUUUGUAAACUUUGGCCUUAAUCCCAAAUUGAUUGUCCAUUGAAUGUGAAUCGUACUGUAGCUUUACAGAAUGAUUCAAUGUUGUGCAGCUAUGUACAAAAACUGUGAGCUCAGAAAUAUGGGAAAAUAGGUCAGUGGCCAAUGCAAAAGAAACUUAACGGGAAUUGAAUCUGUCUGGUUAUAAAUGACAAUGGCAAGUUUAUUUACUGGGUUGUAGCUAAAGUAUACUGGAAAUAUCUGUUGGUCAUGUACUCACAUUCCUCUUAUCAAACUGACUUAUUUCAAGUGUAACAGGCUCAUUCAGUGCUAAUGUAGCGUGAAAAUAUUUCAUGUUUUAUUCAGAAUAUGCCCCAAAUUAAAUCUUUGAAUUUCAGUAAAAUAUCUAAACAUGUAUUAAAUUAAGAAAAUGUGUUGAAUUAAGUUUAGUCCUCCCCACUGACAAAUAAUAUUUUCAUGUUUAUUAAUAUGUAUUAAUAUUUAUUUAUAAAACAAGAAAAUGCUUUUACAUACAUACUUUUGCUUCUCAAUGUAAAAACAAGCAGAAAUUUGAAAAAAAAAAAUCUAAUCCCUGUGUCCAUCAGUACAAUAGUUUUUUGUUUUAGUUUGUUUAUUGUUUGUCACACUGCUGUAAUUACUGUUUGUAUCUUUCACCUCUGUGAUUAUUUAUUGAACAAUGGAUGUUUAUUUAUGUGACAUAAAUGAAUAAAGUGCUUAUGAAAUUCUGUGUGCGACACUCAAUUUUC
Messenger RNA from Misgurnus anguillicaudatus (oriental weatherfish), 4843 nucleotides. It is a transcript of the gene gnao1a, whose product is annotated as guanine nucleotide binding protein (G protein), alpha activating activity polypeptide O, a. The record is from RefSeq and is a predicted model, not a curated record. Gene Ontology annotation, cellular component: heterotrimeric G-protein complex; cytoplasm. Gene Ontology annotation, biological process: G protein-coupled dopamine receptor signaling pathway; adenylate cyclase-modulating G protein-coupled receptor signaling pathway. Lineage: Eukaryota; Metazoa; Chordata; Actinopteri; Cypriniformes; Cobitidae. Gene Ontology annotation, molecular function: G-protein beta/gamma-subunit complex binding; mu-type opioid receptor binding; GTP binding.